Molecule: messenger RNA, 1037 nt
Organism: Capsicum annuum
Lineage: Eukaryota; Viridiplantae; Streptophyta; Magnoliopsida; Solanales; Solanaceae
Product: nucleolin
Exons: 3
Coding region: 305-835 (176 amino acids)
Source: RefSeq, a predicted model, not a curated record
AUCUUGUCAGUUCACAAACUUUAUAAAUUUACACUUUACCCCAACAAAAUGACAAAUAUCAAAUUCACACCCCCAAAACCCUAAAAACACCUUAAAAUUCUUCAAUAGUACAAAAACCCUAAUUCCCCUUUCCUUUUUGUUUUCAAAAUCCCCUUUUUGGACAGUCAAAUCCAACCCAACCCUACCCCCCACGCACCCCCACCCCCACUCCCUUUUUCCAUAAAGUUUUGAUUUUUGGGUUUUCUUGAACUCUCUGUUUUUUUGAGUAAAAUUUUCUUUUUGGCUAUUUUUGUUAAAAAAAAAAAUGGAGGUGAGUAAUUUGAGGUGUGACGUAGCUGUUUUUGGAAGAAUGGUGAUGGGGUCUGUUGUUGAAGUUGUAGUUACUGAGACCCUUUUGGCUGUUCAGAGAUCUGUUGCUUCUUUGCUCAUUGUGGCUGGAAUCAUGCUCAAGGAUGCUGAUGCCUUGCAAGAGUUGAUAGGCACCGAUAAGAGGUUUCCAUUCGACGAGCUCCAUAAGAAGAACAAAGCAGCAGAACCUGAGAACAAAGACGGCAGCGACACAGAGGACGAUGAUGAAGAUGAUGGAGAUGCUGAUGAGCCGGAAGACGAUGAUGCUGACGAUGAAGACUUCUCAGGUGAAGAAGGAGGAGACGAUGACGAUGGAGAAGAUCCCGAAGAGAAUCCUGCAGCUAAUGGCAAUGAAGGCAGUGAUGACGAAGACGAUGAAGAUGAUGAAGACGAUGAGGAUGGGGAUGAUGACGAUGGCGAGGAAGACGAAGACGAUGAAGAGGAGGAGGAAGAGGAGGAUCAACCACCGGCCAAGAAGAGAAAAUAAACCAUGUUUAUUCUGGUUUUUAUUCCAUGCUUGUUGGAGCUAUGUACUAGUAGUAGGAAGAUUGGGGAGUUUUUAGCUUUUUUAUGUAGGAAUUAAUCAUCCUUUUGCAAAACAAUUGAACUACUUUUGUCAUGCUAUUUGACUCUUUAGUUAUGAUAUAUAUUCCAUUUGAAUCCUAUGGAUAGUUUGACUUUGAGUUUCA